CGAUGCAGCUCUGCCCGUGCCGAGGCCCUGGAAAACCACGCCAGUCAUUUUUGUUUUGAUAAGGAUACGGAUACAAAAAGAGCGUGGCCUGAAAAUUUUGCAUUAAGCAUAUAAAACGCAACUUUAAGAUUCGCGAAAACUGUGAAAACUGUGUGGCAUGUUGUGCAGGACAGAGUGUUUGCCAAAUUGCUUGCGAUAACGCAUACGUGGAAGCGACGUGCCAGGUGCCAGGGCAGGUCGUGGUAGCAGCAGCAGCAGCAGACAGCUAAAAUAACAAACCGACGGCGGAGUGUGGUGGGGCUCUGGUGGCAAAUGGCUGCGGGGUUUCAAUUAAAUUGUAUAACGCGCCCACUCGCAUCCUUCAUGUGCAGACAAUAAGCGACCCAAAAGUCACUAGCUGGAGCUGAAGAUUUUUCGAAUACCUCAGAUCGGUGAGGCAAACCCCAUUACUAUGCAUCUGAAUCAUGCAACUGCUGCGACAGCUGCCAUGGCCAACUAUCAGCACUAUGCGCCCGCCCAGCUGGCCACGCACGGUGGUGGCGGCGGUGGUGGUGGAGGCGGGGGUGGAGGAGGCGGUGGCGCUGGAAACGCCUUGCAGCAGUCGACCACCCUGGCCAGCCUGCAGCAGAGUCAGUUUGCGCUGCACCAACUGACCGCUGUGCAGGCCAUCCAGCAUCCCACCCACCAGACCAUGCUACAUCCGCAGCAUCCACUGGUCCACCUGCUAGAUAUAUCGACGACCACAACGAAUAGCGGGGGCAAUCACACGCCCAUACCGCCCAUGAAGCAGGAGAUUGUGCAGACUUUCAUCAAAGAGGAGGAGUCGGUGGUGGACGACCCGCGCAAAAAGAAGCAGUGCCACGUGUGUAAGAACAAAUUCCGGCAGCUCACGACGUUACGCAACCACAUGAAAAUACACACCGAUGAACGGCCCUACAAGUGCAAGCACUGCGACAAGGCAUUCCGCCAGAUCUCGACACUGACCAACCACGUGAAGAUCCACACUGGCGAGAAGCCGUUCACCUGCAACAUUUGCGCCAAGGACUUUCGGCAGCAGAGCACACUGAUCAAUCACAUCAAGACGCAUAAGGCGGCAGAGUCGAGCACGCCGACGUCACUACUCAACUAUCAGCCCCAGCCGCAGUCAUCUGGGAAGAUGAGGAAAUCGCAGGCGAAUCAGAUGCACAACGCCUACCAGCAGCAGCAGCAGCAUAUGCCGCGCGUACAAAUCUCAAAGACUCUAUACUCCGGCAGCUACAGCUCGCCGGCGGCCGAGGAGCUGGUGAAACCGUACCAGUGCAGCGUGUGCAAGCGGCGAUUCCCGCAGCUGAGCACGCUGCACAACCACGAGCGGACGCACAUCGAUCCCAAGCCGUACAAGUGUGAGACGUGCGACAAGUCCUUCAGCCAACUGGCCACGCUGGCCAAUCACAAAAAGAUCCAUACGGGAGAUAAACCAUACACGUGUUCCUACUGCCACAUGCAGUUCCGACAGCAGAGCACCCUCACCAACCACAUGAAGACGCACACGCAUCUGGCCUCCCAGCAGCAGCAGCAACAGCAGCAGCCAGGAGGCACAGUCACAGCCACAGUGGAUCACUCGAUGCCAGUGCCCCUCGCGCCGGGAACGCAGCAACUGACGAGCGGACUGCUGCCCAACAAUCUGCACGGGGCAACGCACAACAUCCUCCAGCUGGAGCAUCAUCCGUUACUGCAUUUUCUGGACAGCGGCACCACGGUCAGCUCUGUGGUAGCCAGUAAUGUGGCUGCUGUUGCGGCCAAGUCUGAGCACUUCCAGACCAACACCAAGUCUGAACACUUCCAGGCCGCCUCGCCGCCCGGUCGCAUAACCAUGGUGGGCAACAUCAACAUGCUGAAGGGCGAGAAUCCGGACCGUCCGUUUGGGUGCAGCGUCUGCCAGCGGUUCUUUUCCCAGCAGAGCACCCUGGUCAAUCACAUCAAGACGCAUACGGGUGAGAAGCCGUACAAGUGCAAGAUCUGUGAGGUUAACUUCCGACAGGUGGCCACGCUCAACAAUCACAUGAAGAUCCAUACUGGUGAAAAGCCCUACAACUGUUCCUACUGUCCCAAGCAGUUCCGGCAGAAGAGCACCCUGCAGAAUCAUCUAAGGGUGCACACGUGCUAGGCGAGAGGCGACGCUCCAAUCUCCAGCCACCAGUCCGCAGCCAGCGCAGCCCAGCCCAGCCCAGCCAGCGAGCCAGUCAACCAGCCAUUGAGGAAUAGUGCAAUAUGCAUGCCACAUACAUAAACCGCAUACAGUUAUAGAGUUGCAUAUGUAUACAGAAUAUGAUUACAUGAAUACUAUAUUUGAAUGAUAUACUCAAAAGUGUUAUUUACCUGCUGUGCAGAGCGCAAUUGUAUGUAACUAUAUAGUAGGAGAGCUGAUCCACAUGCAUGUCCAAUUGUAAAUUAAGGCUAGCCGUACAUCGUACUGUCGUACAUCUGACGUGCACACACGUACGCAUAUAAUACAGGGUGUUUAAGCCUAAAACUCUAUACUAUCCCCCCACUACUACUAAUACUACUACUAUUAGCCUCAUAACUGUUGUCACCCAGCCCCAGAUCCAGCCUCUCCCGUUUCCCACCCCCCGAGUCAAGUCUAGCUUCUCUCCAGCUUUUCUCGUCGUGUUAAAUGUUAAGCCCCGAAAGCAAACUAAAGUAAAGUAAAGUAAACAAAUAAUGGUAAAACUAGUUAUUGCUAUACUGUGUGUAACCCCCCGCCCGCUCUAAACAUAUACAUACAUAAGUUGUCAUCGCAAAACAAAAACGCAACUAUUUAUAUAAGUGUACUCUUAGCGGAUAUUUAGCAGCAUCUUUUACUCAAAUGACUACAAGCGGAACGACGGCGCGAUCGCAUAAAUAAUCAAAUAAUACCACACUAUUCAUGAAAGAAAAGUUGAAAAACAAACCGGGUUGCUUAUACUAGAACAAACAAAAACUUAGAAAACGGAGAGACGAGACGCGAGAGUCCCUAUAUUAAGCGAAAAACAAGUAAAACCAGCUUUUACUGCAUAGACACACAGAGUAUGAACGUAAAUGUUGUAGAAAAUAUAUAGUAUAUAUACAAAAUAUACAUAUAAAUAAACUACUUGUAAAUGUAAGCGAAGCGAAUAGCUAAAAACAACAACAAUAAAACAUGGAAAACAAGAAAUAUUACCC
This is a messenger RNA of Drosophila pseudoobscura, 3180 nucleotides long. Its product is annotated as zinc finger protein 501. Gene Ontology annotation, molecular function: DNA-binding transcription factor activity, RNA polymerase II-specific; RNA polymerase II cis-regulatory region sequence-specific DNA binding. Gene Ontology annotation, cellular component: nucleus. Gene Ontology annotation, biological process: regulation of transcription by RNA polymerase II. Lineage: Eukaryota; Metazoa; Arthropoda; Insecta; Diptera; Drosophilidae. Bases 452 to 2146 code for a protein of 564 amino acids. The transcript is spliced from 3 exons. The record is from RefSeq and is a predicted model, not a curated record.